Aspergillus affinis is the source of this 10641-nucleotide messenger RNA. RefSeq lists its product as uncharacterized. Gene Ontology annotation, molecular function: transmembrane transporter activity. The record is from RefSeq and is a predicted model, not a curated record. Gene Ontology annotation, biological process: transmembrane transport. Lineage: Eukaryota; Fungi; Ascomycota; Eurotiomycetes; Eurotiales; Aspergillaceae. The transcript is spliced from 10 exons. The coding region runs from base 1 to 10641 and encodes 3546 amino acids.
AUGGAUGGUAAACAAGCACAGAACGAUGCUGAAGAGGUAUCUGAGCCCUCUGAAAUUGUCUCCCCCCCUUUGCCAUCUUCCAAAAUUUCUUUCUUUCGUUCAACGUUCUUCCAAGCCCUGGUUAUCGCAGGUGUGUUCUUCUGUGGCCCGGGCAUGUACGGAGCGCUGAAUGCACUGGGCGCGGGAGGGUUGAAAAGCCCACUGCUGGUGAACAUCACGUCUGGGCUAUCCUAUGGGCUCAAUGUCAUCUUUGCACUUCUCACUGGAGUCUUCGUGAACAUUUUGGGGGAGCGUAUUGUAUUGAGCCUCGGGGUAAUAGGCUUCAGCAUCAAUGGUGCCUCGUUGUAUUGCAACAACAUGUUUGGCAAUACCUGGCUUAUGUACUUUUCCUCUGCUUUGCAGGGAUUUACGACAGCACUUCUUUGGGUUGUCCAAGCUGCGAUCAUGCUGGCGUACCCAGAGCCGGACUUUAAAGGCAGGUUCAUCGCUAUCUGGUAUACCUCCAUCGCGUUGGGUCAGUCAGUCGGAGGAGCUCUUGCUCUUGGUUUCAAUGUGUCGAAUAAAGAAGCCGGCGCUGUUACUCCGGUCACGUACAUCCCCCUCAUCGCAAUUGCUGCUUGCGGUCCCUUCAUUGCACUUUUGAUAUCUCGACCACAUCAAGUCAUUCGUCGAGACGGUGUGAAGGUUUUGUCGAAGAAGCAGCCAAACGCAUGGCAAGAGGCAAAGAGGGUAUUUAGUGCCGUGAAAAGACGAGAAAUGCUUCUCCUUCUGCCUCUCUUCAUCUACUCGCAAUGGUUCCUCUCCUACAACAGCACCUUCACAGCAGUUUAUCAUUCUGUCCGCGGCAGAGCCCUUACUUCCCUCACGAGUGCGUUCGCAGGAGUUGCUGGGACCUUUGCAGCCGGGGUCUUUCUCGACAACCAGAAACUCAGUCGAUCGACCAAGUUCCGCUGGUCGUAUUUUGCCAUCUAUGCGCUGUACACUCUGACAUGGGUAUGGGACACGGUUGUGCAAUGGUAUUAUUCCAAGACGAAUCCGGUGGGUUUGGAUUGGGCGCAGUCCGAGUUCUACGCGAGCUUUCUCUUAAUUCUUGUCAAGGGGUUUGUCGACCAUGCUUUCCAAACGUGGAUGUAUGCGCUCAUCGGCACUCUGACGGAGGAUGUCGACGAACUGACUAGGUAUACCGGGUUCUUGAAGGCCGUGAAUACGGGUGGUGCAGCAUUAGGUUAUGCCGUUCAGACGAAGUGGAGUAUGAUGGGGUCAGAAGCGCUGUUAGCUUCUAUCAAGUCACCACUAGUCAUGGCGUAUGGAACACCCCGGCGUAUGACUUUAGCGGCGAGCAUGUAUUUGUUUCAUCAUAUAUUCCUUCCACCAAAGCUCCCACAGGCCGAUGACUACAACGGAGAGUACGGAAUAAUCCUUCUCGACAUAGUUUGUGAUGCCCUGCGUGACUUCAGUUCCCAUGUCCAGAGCCCAGAUGCCGGUAUCAUAAAAGGAGGAUUGUCAAUGAUGGAUGGCCUGAGAGCUACUUUUGGAACCGAAAGCGAAGUGAAUGAGAGACAAUUGACAGAGGCUCUACAGAAAUUGGAUACAGAAGGUGGCUUUCUCCCUAUUUAUGUUCGGGACCAAAAUGCAGCAAUAUUGCUCACAACGACUGAGAGUGCAAUCAAUGUGGAAUCUUUUGAACUAUCUCCUCGCAACGGAGAUGUCAUGUCGACAGUUGGUCGUCUCCAACGGGUUUUCCCAGGGCCUACUAUCGCUUUCAACCGGAGCACUUUUAGUGAUCCACGAUUCCUCAAGGCUUUCGCCCAAACUGUUGCCAGAAUGAGCAACCAGACUGCCCCAAACACCCUGAUGAAAGUGAAAAAAGCCGGUCAAAUGCACAAUGAGGAUCGAGAUACGACGCACCCAAAGAUGGUGACAGAAUUUAUUAUGGCUAUUCUGCGUCCUCGAUCAACUGAAGUACAUGCGCUGCAGAUUCAGAAGAACACUCGCGAAGAGAUUCUGUGGAGCAAUUGUCGCUCGCCAUGGCGAAGGUCUGCCCUAUGGUUGCUGGUCCGAGUGGUACUUCAUUUGAUCUUUUACAGAGAAAGAAAGUCUGAUGACCUGUACAAAAGCUUUAUGGUUUUUUUUAUGACAUCAAUCAUCAGACUAUCUCCAUUGGAAAUGACGAGUGAGAACCUGUAUCUGAUGAAUGCGAAAGUUGCCCGACGAAUUCUCAAGCUAGGGCUAUCUGAUGAGCCUUCCUGGUUCAAAUCCGUCCAACAGAGUUUGAGACAAACGAAUGAUACAAUCAAGACCAGAUGGCAAGAAAGUAUGCAACGAGAGAAUCAGCCAGAUAUGCAGUCAUUGAGAGAAUUAGAAUUCAUGCGGGAUAUCUAUCAUGAACUUCCCAAUCUCGAUCAGCAUGUUGCGAGCAUUCAUGAUCGACGCGAUGCUAAAAACCCAGCUUUCCAAAAAUACCAACCUCAGCUGAAGCUUUACUUGUGCAAGGCCACAGAGCUUCCGGUGCACCUGGAUAUGGCCGAUGCCGAGUAUCAAAUUUUCAACCUUGUUGCGAUGGAAGAUUGGGUGGCAGUAAAUCUCGAUCGUUGGUUAGACGGUCACCGAGGCAAAGAAGACACGUGCGGUCGACUUGGUGAACUGAUGAUUGCCUACCACAAUUCUGCGUCUCCACUGUAUUCAAAGAACCCCGAGGCGUUGUCUGUCAUGGUACUUACCAUCCUGGAGCUUUGGAUUGCAUGUGACAAGUCUGCCAUGAAUUUGCAUCGUCUUUUGCGCGAGUAUGAUCCGGGCGUACCGAGAUUUAUAUUCCGGUCACUUUUACUGCCUUUCGAAUCUCAAAUGGAUAGAUUAGCUCGCGCCGAAGAGUAUUUGCGCCAACGUGAGAAUGCCGUGAGAUACCCAGGGAGCUCUGUUUUUCAAGACUUUGGCACGCAAUCGUGCUUCUCUGUCCGAUAUUUCGACCAGUCGGACAGCCACCAACUACUUCUCGAGGCAAUUGAGAACCGAGCAACACGCGAAAGAGCAGAGAAAAAGUCAGAGCUUCUGCAAAAACAGCAAAGAUAUAACCGGUUAAAAGAGUUGGCCGCCAAUACAGAAUGCAAAUAUGUGGAUGUUGUUCUGGACGCACAAUUCGACAUACGGGAGUAUCGUCAUAGUUCCAACUGUGCUCGUUGUGGAUACGAAGCUGAGGCUAAUGGAAUCAGCAUCAGUGUCCAUGAGUGGCCUUUAUCCGCCGACGCUUUGCAGGCCAAAUCAACAGUCUUUGAGCUGAGGGUUCCUCGAACUUUCGGAGAUUGGCGAGAAGCAACCAUAUUUUUCAUCUCUAAAGCUUUGGGUUACCAGUAUUCUGCCAUAAGGUCGCCGAGAGCAACAUACGAGCCAAAUACAUACCAGGGUCUUUCCACAGACUUCGUCGCCUUCAAAGGUUGUCAAAGAAUUGGUCUUCUCUCGCAAGAGAAACCCCACGAAGCGACCCACCGAAAGAAUCAGCGGAUUAUCAACGUAGAUGUAAGCGACAUUUGCCUGUUGAAUGGGCUACACUUUCGGUAUUUCGACCAUGACCUUAGGUGUUUUGUUGAAGAUUUCCAACCCACACUCAAAAUUGCGAAGAUGUGCACGUAUCAAAUGCCACAGGACAGCGUGUCUCUGCAGCAGUUUCUGUUCCGACCCGCAAAGGAGCCGAAUGGCCCUCCUCCCAAUACUGUCAUCGCAAGUCAGUUUGCCGCCCCACCGAAAGUCUCAUUGGAAGAAUACAAGUCGCUCACAACAAUGCCACUGGGCGUGAAGCUCCAAUGGCAAAAUAUCCUGUUGGAGCUAUCCACAUCAGCGGUAGACUUCAAAAAGGUUGAAACGGUGAUAUUUAUCCUUCAAAUCAUCAACCAAGCUGGUCCACCGCAGUCGCAUGCCAAGAUGAGAGAGGGACAUAGAGUUCUGAGUGACGAGACUUUUGUAGUUGCAUUACUCGAUCGUAUCCAAGAGGCUAAAGAAAGGAUGAAAGAGAACUGGGCCUUGGUCCAAGGCCUGUACGCGCUUAUAUGCCUGGUAACGAGAAUUCUGUCGCUCUCAUCUUCUCCAGAUAUCGAAACUUUAUGCCUUCACCACCUGAUGGAGUUUAGGCAGAUUACGCUUCAUUGGACCAGCCUUGUGAAAGAGGAGAUCAAUCAAGUCACCGAAGACAAUCACAGAACUCUUCUAAUUGCGAAGAAUUUCCACAUUGCUUUGGUAUGUGCGGAGACGUUCAAUGUUGAGAACAUGAUUCCCAUAUUUGCAACACCACUAGAUUUGUCCAUCUAUAUCCAGUGCUGUAUGAUGAUUCAUAAUUUGAAGGGCUCCUUAUCCAUGGAAACUGAUCCAUUGAUGUCAAUUUUGUACUAUCGUUGGCAAAACCUGACCUACCGCAGCCACCCAUUGCUGGUAGCUAAGAUUGUUGUUGGACAUGACCCAGGAUUAAACAUGGCUAUCAAGGAAGCUUGGGCGGCCUACACCCCACAUAAGAGUUGGUCGAAGGCGCUGAAUGAGUGUGACUAUUGGUUGACUACACAGACUGCGCCUCAACCCGCUCAUGAUGCCGGUAUGUUGGUUCAUCUGAAUCUGAUGACAGGGGAGCUGCUUGUCAACGGUCUUCCGUUGGCUCGUCUGCCUUCAAAUUAUGAGCAACAUCGAGCCUACCAGACCCUGUUCGGGAAGUCCCAGUUGGAAGUGAUGCCAAGUGACAUACCCGGGAUGCAGUUCUCUUGUAGGAAGCAAUAUAUGGCGCAUACUGUCUACUUGGGACUCGACCGCGGUGACCUGCUGGUUCGAGCGGCUGAAGAAGAUAACGCGUGGGAGCUUAUUCCAUCGAGAUUGUUCAUCGGUUUACUCCCUGAUGACUUCGUGGAAAGCUAUACACACUGGUACUCUGUAAACGAUGGAUAUAUUGAGUUUAGACCUGCCAAGACUCCCUGGCGUUCAUCUAAAUUCAAUUGGCGUCUACGGAAAUCCCAAUCACGCACUGUUUGGUAUCUGGCGAGAAACGGCACCUACUUGGUCAGCAUGACGAGUGGAACGGCAAAAUUACUUUCCGCAAUAUUUCAUCCGGUGGAGAAAGCUUCGAGGCUGCACUGCAUAUUACAUUGGCGAGAAAUAGCCGUAGAGGUUGAGAUACCUCGUCUUCGAUUAGAGUUUUUCUUACAGGCGAAAUGCUCCUUGAUUCAAUCUCGACAGUAUCCUGGAAUGUCGGUAGAUCCCAACCAGUCGCUUGAUACAUUAAUCGGACUGCGCAACAAAAUAUUGCUGGUCAAAAACAAUGCUCAAGAUCGAGUGCUUCUCAUACCCGAGGGCGAUGUAACAUGGGAGAAGAACGGUGAUCAUGUGGGCGUCAAGAUACUGUGGAGGCCCGAGACCAAUCUCCAUGCGUACGGCAUUGAUAUUGAGAUAGGCCGUGUCAUUGACAAUGGAAGCUUGCAAAGCAAGCUCUUCUUGUCCUAUUUGCAUGCUCUGACAUCAUCUUGUCUGUCUGACCCUUUGUUAAAAAAGACCGGAACCGAGCAGGCGCUAUCUAUCCUUCGCUGUGCGUCGGUCAGGUCUUUUGAUAAACUCGCACCAGAACACGUGUAUCUCCUCGAAAAAAUCGCUCUACUCACUCCAGGGAGAAGAUACUAUCCUGCCAAUGAGCGCGUCAUGCAAGAAGUUCACUGGCAGCCUCAUCUAAGCUCCUUAUCUCAGCAUAACGGAUUCUACGAGGAGGUGAAAGCGAUACUGGACCAAGACCGUCAAUCUCGUCGUUUCGAGUGUCAGGAUUUGGCGGAGACGACCACUCGCAAGAGUACGACUCACGCCAUGAAGGCCUUGACCGUAUUACGCGAAACUACCAACGGGUCACAAGUUUUCACCAUUUGCAAGAUGAUCUACGAGAAAAUCCCCUCUGUGAGAAAUAUCGAAGCAGGUUUGCUUAUGCCUCAUAUUUGGAAAUUUCUUUUGCAAGCCCCUCAGGUGGUUGGGCCGAGUGUCCAAGUCGACGUUGCCAGGAUAAGAUACGACGCACAGUUGAUUCAAGAGCCUGGAAUGUUCGUUGCAAGCCAUUGGUGCAGCAUUCAUCGCCUACUUUGCUCCCAUAACCCCUUUCUGGACAUGUUCCAGGUAAUGAUUUGGCUGUCAACGAUGGCAUUUUCGGAAAAAGGAGAUAUUGUGGUCUUGGAAACUCUUGCAUCAUUGUUUAUAAUGCCCCAAGCAGCGUCUGAAAUGCCGCCCACUCGAGCCUCCUUCCGACCAGAAUUGGGGUGCGAAUUCGACAGGGCUCGAUUAGAACUUCGGAUGAAAGGAAUGUAUAGUGCGCAGACGCCCGUAUCUAACUUCGUACGUAAGGCGCACGAAACAAGGAAACAGUUCCGUUCAAGCAAAAACAAGGUACUCACGAGGAACCGAACCCUGGUAAUUGAAAACAUGAUGAAUCACUUGAAACGCCAGUGGGAAGAUCGUACUUUUUCAAAUCCGGCCCCCGACGCUGAUCCAAAGAUGGCUGAUUAUCUGAAUGUGCGAGAUGUCUUGGAGAGCGCCAGGGAAUGCUUCACUAGCUGGCGCGAGAAUGGAGAGUUGAGGCAGUAUCUCACCAAGCUUGGGAAUCUUCUCGGAGGUGGCAUGGCUCAAUCGGUUGAGCUGCCCCCGUACCGGUAUUCCUAUCCAGACCAUACUGUACAUGUGCGACAGAAAAGCAGAUCAGUACGCCUCGAUGAUUUAUUGAUCCAUCCACCGGAUCUCGAGAUAACCCAACCAGAAUUGCAAGAAGUCAAAGGCAUUUUUUCGCCUAGCAAGCUGCCUCUACACCGUAUCACUGCUUUAGUCGAGACUUUGAGAUUGCAAGCCAAAUCAAGUUACGAGAUGUGGUACGUCGACCAGCUGCAGAGCAGUGCUACAUCAUUACAGAAGGCUGAAAGAGUAACGAAUACUGGACCAUUGACAAACGACCUGAAAGACCGUAUCACUGACUACAUUGUCAUGUGCCAAGAAUAUGCGGAUGGGAUAUACGCCAGGAUCAUCGCCCAGAUAUCGCAGCCCAGCACGACAAUUCUGGGGCCGAGAGACUCUAUGAGUGUCAAAGUUCUUGCCACAUUAGCUGCUGUGAAUCAAUGGCCGAGGGUGUCGCCACUCCAUUUGCUCGAACAACUGUCGCGCAGCACCUGGCAUCGACUACCGAUUGGUUGGAAGCGAGCAUUAAUUAUGUAUGGAUGUGCUAUCACAGCACUUCAACGGGCAAAAAGACUCGCUGGCCUUACCAACAAAUGUGAUGAGUUCGUAAAGGAGCUUCAAAACCCUGGACAUGAAAACUGGGAUCCCUUAGAAUACCCCGAGUCCCUUUUGAUGGAGAUAGAGAAUGGGAUUCUGAUCCGGGACGUCCAGGAAGAUAUUGCCAGGCAGAUGAUGCAGUUUGGUCCGGGUGAGAAUGCCGUCAUGCAACUGAAUAUGGGCGAGGGUAAGUCGUCGGUCAUCGUUCCUAUUGUGGCCACAGCUCUUGCAAACGGGUCGUGUCUUGUCCGAGUGAUUGUCGCAAAGCCACAGUCUAGACAAAUGUUUCAGAUGCUCGUUUCGAAAUUGGGAGGCCUACUGGGGCGACGCGUAUAUCAUAUGCCUAUAUCGCGAUCAGUCAAGUUAGGACAAGAAGAGGCCGAUGAAAUUGAGCGGAUGUGCCGUGAAUGCAUGGAUCAAGGCGGCGUUUUGCUCGUCCAGCCAGAACACAUACUUUCAUUGAAGCUCAUGUGCGUCGAGUGCUUCAUCUUAGGAAAAGAGGAGGUGGGUCAUUCUCUACUACGAACCCUGAAGUUCUUCCAGGAAUCUUCGCGUGAUGUCGUGGACGAGAGCGACGAGAACUUCAAUGUGAAGUUUGAGUUGAUCUAUACCAUGGGAACUCAGCGUUCUAUUGAGUUCAGUCCUCAGAGAUGGGUGAUUGUACAUCAGGUAUUAAACCUGGUGCGUGCAUAUGCUUCUGGUGUCAAAGAAGCGUUCCCAAGAUCAAUUGAGGUGGAGGAGCAACAGCCCGGGAGCUUUCCUAGACUUCGGUUACUUAACCGAGAUGCUGAAAACGAGCUUCUUUCGCGCAUAGCAACCCACAUCUGUGAUUAUGGGAUCGGAGCCCUGCCAAUCUCCAGACAGCCCCAUGGGGUCCGAAAAGCUGUGCUCACAUACAUAACGAAGGCUGAGCUGACAAACCAGGAGAUUGCGGCGGUUGAAAGCGACGGACCAACAGGUUUUUGGACAGAGACUACCAAAGAGCCGCUCCUGUUGUUGCGCGGUCUGCUAGCUGGGGGAGUAUUGGCUUUCUGCCUUACCCAGAAACGCUGGAGAGUCAAUUACGGACUUGAUCCUAACAGAGAUCCUGCGACGAAUCUUUGCGUCCCCUACCGAGCCAAAGACAAUCCUUCUCUUCGGUCUGAAUUCAGUCACCCCGACGUUGUCCUGAUACUGACGUCUUUGAACUACUACUUCUCCGGAUUAAAUGAUGGCGAUUUGCUUUUGGCCUUUCUUCACCUGGUCAAGUCAGACCAAGCCGAUAUUGAAUACCAAGAGUGGGUCAAAGAUACAUCGUCGCUUCCACAUGUCUACCAUCAGCUCGUUGGAGUUAAUCUGGAUGAUCAGCAGCAUUGUGCAGCCCGUAUUUUUCCUGCUCUCCGAUUCUCGAAGUCGGCAAUAGAUUAUUUCCUCUCUCAUAUUGUCUUUCCCAAAGAAGUCAAAGAGUUUCCAGACAAACUGUCCGCAUCAGGCUGGGACAUUGGAGAGGUCAAAGAUAACCCAACAGUUGGCUUCAGUGGAACAAACGACUCACGGAAGACGUUGCCUCUGAGCGUCCAACAGCUGGACCUGCCAGAGCAAAAUCACACCAAUGCCUUGGUCUUAGAGUACCUUCUGCGACCUGAAAACUCGGUAGUAUGUAUCCCGGAUUCCCACAACCUAGCUCAGUCGGAUGCCCAGCGUCUGCUGGAUCUUGUCUCGAGUUUGGACCCGUCGGCUCAGGUAAUCCUUGAUGUCGGGGCGCAGAUCCUGGAACUAAGUAACAUACAAGUCGCAAAGCAUUGGCUAGAAAUGCUUCCAAAGACGGGACCAAUCCAGGGUGUAGUGUUUGUCAACGAUAAUGACGAGAUAGUUGUCUUGGACCGCAAUGAUCGUGUGGAGCUUCUGCAAAUAUCACCGUUCGCGCGACAAAUGGAAGCUUGCUUUGUCUUCCUUGAUGAGGCGCAUACAAGAGGCAUUGACCUCAAGCUUCCCACAAAUUACCGUGCAGCUGUUACCCUAGGCCCGGGUAUUACUAAAGACAAACUGGUUCAAGCCUGUAUGAGAAUGAGGAAACUAAGAAAUGGGCAUUCCAUCGUCUUUUGUGUUCCUCCGGAGAUACGUUUCAAAAUCAGGGAACUACGUGACAAAAGUAGCAACUCGGAAAUCAAUGUAUCAGAUGUUCUCUGUUGGGCGGUUUCCGAGACCUGGGUUGAAAUCCGACGCAGCAUACCUCUGUGGGCGGUCCAAGGUAGGCGCUUUGAGCGUCAACGCAAGAUAUGGCACGAUGUGCACCACAAAAAGUCCGGAGCCCUGAUCUCAUCUCAUGCCAAAGACUUUCUCGAGCCCGAAUGCCAGAGCCUCGAGCAACGAUAUAGACCCGGAGCUGGAGACACCAUGGCCAUCUGUGAAACAUCGGAUGUUACGGAGAAUCUGGAGUUGAUUGAAGAAAGGUGCCGAGAAUUUGAUAACCUCAAUUUGGCAUCCGCUACGCUUCAGGAAGAACAAGAACGUGAACUCGCGCCGGAGAUUGAACGCGAGCGUGAAGUUCAACGGCCGCCAGCCGUCACUCCUCAAAUACAUCAACUGCACCCGGAUUUGCACAACUUUGUAGCCACGGGCAGGAUCAAACCUAACUCUGAAGCUUACAGCCCUGCUUUCAAGACAUUGAGAAACACUUCUGCAGCAUCGUUUCUGGAUGUCUCUAAGUUCCCCUGUGACCUGCUUGUAACAAAGGACUUCGCUACCACCGUCCAGCCCUUCCAAGGCACAAAAUUUACUGCGAAUUCUUUUCAGCGGCCAGUGCGGUGGAUCCUGACAAGUGAUAAGCGCGACGCUUCAUCUGGGAAGCGAGUGGUGACAAAUAUGGUCAUAAUUAGCCCAUUCGAGGCCCAGAAUGUGAUUGAUCGUGUCGCUCUAUCAAGGCUUGUCACGCUCCAUGUCUAUACGCCGCGCCAGAACCGCAGUUUUCCUUCCUUGGAUAGACUGAUGCUUUACAAUGUAUCCAAAGAGCCCGGAGAGAUCGAAGUCCCAGAGACCCUUCGACUCCUGCUCAAUCUAUUCGCGGGACAGCUGUAUCUUGAUUCCUACUCGGAAUAUCAGCGACUAUGUGAAUUCUUGGGUGUGGCUUCGGAAAAAACGUCAGAAGGAUUGGUGGUUGCUGCGGACGGUUUCAUCCUCCAAGGGGGCAACAAAUCCAAAACUCCCUUCCAGCAGAGUCCCCUUAAGUUUCUCAGAAUUCUUCUGUCGGAGGUACGCAAGGACUGUCGAGACAUCGAUAAGACACAUCUGGGUCGGAUCGUGAACGGCCGUCUUUUGCAUCCUUCUGAGUUCGAAGAGACUCCAGAACAAUCGGGGUUGUGGGAUGAAUUACGGUCGUCUUGUCCAUUUCUCUGA